This is a messenger RNA of Cuscuta campestris, 1229 nucleotides long. The record is from the annotation of a GenBank genome assembly. Lineage: Eukaryota; Viridiplantae; Streptophyta; Magnoliopsida; Solanales; Convolvulaceae.
CGCGACGGACGACGGAAAAUCCAAACGGAGAGUUAACCGACGGCGAGGCUGAGAGAACGCCGGUGCAGACAAGAAGGCCGAGAAAGAUCAGUUCGGUGAUCCAUGUAGCCGUCCAUGCCAGCUUCCGCUUCUAAUCAUUUGACUUUGAUGUAGCAAGAUACAGACCCCUGUAAAAGAUCACGGAGGUUGUUUCAGCAUGCAGGUUUCUUGCAGUAUGGUUACUAAUAUUCUAUCAUAUGGAUGUCCUGCAACCUAUACACUUUUAUCCCAUGAAUACUCCAGAUCCAGCAUAGUAGUCGUUUGCCUUGAGAGACCUUCAUAUUCACUCAUUAGAGCACUGCAUUUUCAGUUAUCAUGUUCUGCCAGUAACUGGGGGCGACCUACUUUAAUAAAAAAGAGGAAGGCAUGGUCGGUUAGAAGCAAUGUGGAUAGCAGCAGAGGAUUGGGUUCUUCUUUCACCGGUGACAGCAGCAACACAACACGGCUUAUUAGGGCCAUUAAAGCUCUUCGAGUCAAACUGAACGAAAGAAUAAUGGGAUUGAGNCCGUAAUUGGGCAGACUGGUGAUUGGGAUGUUCUUUCUGCUGUAUUGGCAGUGACUGUGGUGGAGGGCAUUGGGGCUCUCAUGUACAAAACAUUCUUUCCUUUUGUUCAAAAGAUGAAGAACUUCAUCACCAUGCUUAAUUACUGGAAGACCGGGCUCACUCUUGGUCUUUUCUUGGACUCAUUCAAGUAUUAGGUGGGAAUAGGAUCGAGGUACGAGAUUGUGUGCAUGAGCAAUGGUAUUCUUGAGAACAAACACUCUAAAAGAUCAAAUGAAAUGCUCUCCCUCUAUUUGGGUUCUUCCUGUGCAUAUUAUGCUCUCUUGAAUAUUGUUUGUGUACCCACAUGUCCUCUAAACGAAUGGUUGAGCUGUAUAAAUCUAAGCAUUUCCUACUUAUCAUGUCAUCACACAUUUGAUGGGUUUCCAGGUAUUGAUAACUUCCUUUACUGCUCUCUCGUCUAGCAGCAGAGACCACUUACAUAUCGAAAGAUUUGAGCAGUCAGCAGGAAAUCCUAUACGGCUCCGUUUGGUAUGCAGAGUUCAGGCUAUAGAUUUGAAAUUGGAGACUUCAAUUUCAAUUUUGUGGUUUGAUGACACAAAAAUAUGUGGAUUUGGAUUUGAAUUAUAAUUCCAAAUUUUCCAAUCCUCAUUUUCAAUUCUAACAGGAAUAGAAUCUUAAUAUUAGU